AUGGUCGACGAUAGAGGCGGCCGGCUGCUUGCUGCAACUUGGUCGUUGGUAGGCGCAAGCGCCAUACUAUUAUUCCUCAGAAUAUACUGCAAGAUAUGGCGUGGUAGGGGACUUUGGUGGGACGAUCACUUGCUCAUUGGCUCUUGGGCUGCGUUGGCGAUUUCCGUUUCCAUCAACUCUUACAUCGUAUCGCUGGGGUUUGGUCGCCACAUAUGGACCAUCAGCGACGAAAACCGAAAAGAGAUCAACCUCUUCACGAUCCUGGUCGCCACCUUCGGAAUCAUCGCGACGACAACGAGCAAAUCGUCCUUCGCGCUCACGCUAUACCGAAUCGUAACCAACAACUGGACAAAGUACUUUUUGAUUUUCGUCAUCGUGUCGAUCAACAUCUCGAUGAACCUAGUCUGGAUAUUUGGGUUCGCCAAAUGCACACCCCUGGAGAAGGUCUGGGAUGGCAGUGUCCCCGGAACAUGCUGGGAUAAG
Molecule: messenger RNA, 483 nt
Organism: Colletotrichum gloeosporioides
Lineage: Eukaryota; Fungi; Ascomycota; Sordariomycetes; Glomerellales; Glomerellaceae
Exons: 2
Source: RefSeq, a predicted model, not a curated record